AUCCCAUCGGUGAAUCCAAUCCGUUAAAGCAGUUAGAGGCUUCUAUUAAGUCACUUAUCUAUCUCCCCACCAAAACCAAAACCACAACAACAUCAACAAUUCUCUCAGCUUCAGCUUAAUCUAAUGGCCUUGCCAACACCACAAACACAAAGAUUCCUCUUGAACAAGCUCCAUGGCCGCUCCACCUCUAAGAACACACACAGAAACAGCUUUGCCAAUACGAGCAGAAGCAGGUGCUGCUCUGCCAUAGCCAUUGAUGCUCCAUCUUCUUUCACUGAGGUGCCCGGUAUAAGAUGGGGAUCCAUUGCUUUGCAGGGUCUCCGUGAAGAGAUGGAAGAUGAUGUUAUUGUUCGAAAUGAUGCGCUUCAUGGCUUCUCUUUUGCUGCUGUCUUUGAUGGCCAUGGAGGCUAUUCUUCGGUCCAGUUCCUCAGUGCCAACCACAGGGAUGAGCUGUACAAGGAGUGUCUUGAAGCUUUACAAGGAGGGUUACUGUUAGUUGAGAAAGAUUUCAGAGCCAUUGAAGGAGCAUUACAGGAGGCAUUUGUCAAAGCUGACAUGAGGUUGCUAAAGUGGCUUGAAAUGAAAGGAGAGGAAGAACAAUCAGGUGCUACAGCAACUGCAAUAUUCAUAGGAGAUGAUAAGAUGCUAAUUUCACAUAUUGGUGACUCAUCUGUUGUUCUAAGCAGAUCUGGAAAAGCAGAGGUGCUGACUAGUCCUCACCGACCAUAUGGGAGCAACAAGACUUCUCUAGAAGAAAUUAAAAGAAUCAGAGAAGCAGGUGGAUGGAUUGUCAAUGGUAGAAUCUGUGGAGACAUUGCUGUAUCUCGUGCAUUUGGGGACAUACGAUUCAAAACAAAGAAGAAUGAGAUGCUGCAAAAAGGAGUUCAGGAAGGAAGAUGGUCAGCAAAGUUUAUUUCUCGUGUACAGCUCAACAAUGACUUGGUUGUUGCAUACCCUGAUAUUUCUCAAGUAGCUCUUGGCUCAGAUGCAGAAUUUAUAGUAUUAGCAUCUGAUGGCUUAUGGGAUUACAUGAGCAGCUCAGAAGCAGUUUCUUUAGUGAGGGAUCAACUACGAAAACACGGAAACAUUCAGUUAGCUUGUGAAGCGCUUGCGCAAGCUGCUUUGGACCGACGUACGCACGAUAAUGUUAGCAUUGCAAUUGCUGAUUUAGGGCGUACAGACUGGCAGAAUUUACCACAGCAGCGACAAAAUGUUAUAUUGGAGAUGGUCCAAGCUCUUGCCACCAUUGGAAUUGUGUCUAUUGGAAUCUGGAGCUUUGAACAGUGGUCCACAAUGACCAAGAUUUAAUUAGACUAUCUAAAAAGGCAAUAGACUCCUUCAAGUACACUGAUAAAAGUGAACACUUUAGGCAUGUUUUAUAUUUAUUAAUUAUUAUGCAAAAUAUCUUUUACAUAUUAUGUAUUUUUUUUUAACAUUUACAAUAUUGCACAAAAUAAGAAAUUAU
Messenger RNA from Abrus precatorius (Indian licorice), 1465 nucleotides. Its product is annotated as protein phosphatase 2C 57. Gene Ontology annotation, molecular function: protein serine/threonine phosphatase activity; cation binding. The transcript is spliced from 12 exons. The record is from RefSeq and is a predicted model, not a curated record. Bases 124 to 1308 code for a protein of 394 amino acids. Gene Ontology annotation, biological process: protein dephosphorylation. NCBI's taxonomy places the organism in Eukaryota, Viridiplantae, Streptophyta, Magnoliopsida, Fabales, Fabaceae.